Saprolegnia parasitica CBS 223.65 is the source of this 879-nucleotide messenger RNA. RefSeq lists its product as hypothetical. The transcript has a single exon. The record is from RefSeq and is a predicted model, not a curated record. The coding region runs from base 1 to 879 and encodes 292 amino acids. Lineage: Eukaryota; Oomycota; Saprolegniomycetes; Saprolegniales; Saprolegniaceae.
AUGCCCAUUUCGCGCCGAAUCACCCGGCGCUUCUCGUCUGCGGCGGCCAGCUACCCGCCGUACGGCUCGAUCCAGGCGACGUACACCCUGUCGAACGGCCACCCGCUGCACUACACGACGCAUGGGCCCACCGACGCCGAGACAACGUUCGUCCUCCUCCAUGGUGCCCCGGGGUCGCACAAGGACUUUCGGCAUCUGGCGCCGCUUCUCGUCCGCGAGCGCAUCAACGUCAUCGCGCUGGAUCUGCCUGGCAACGGUCUCACACCUGCCGCUGCCGCGUGGGGCCUCGUGGGCCUGAGCGCCGCGUCGAUCGGCGACGCUGUUGUCGAGACCAUCGACGGUCUCUCGCUUCCGCGAACGUUUUUGCUGGGGCACUCGUUUGGCGGGCACACAGCGCUGGAAGCGGCUGCCCGCAUCCAGCGCGUACACGGCCUCGCACUACUGAAUGCUGCUGGUCUGCGCCCGCACCAAGCGAUUCGGCCCUUUGGCAUCAUGGCGGCUGGCGCAGGCGUCUUGUCACAACCCGGCCGUCUGCGCGAUCUCGUCGUGAAGCUCAACCACUGGACGUACCUUCACAUGUAUAAGUUUCCGCGCAGCACAAACGUGGACGACCUCACGUUUGGCUUUCAGCGGUUCGGGUCCACGGACUUCGAGCGUAUCGCUGGCUUUGCGAGAACGGCGGCGCAGCGCGGCGUUCCGACGUUUACAGCGAUCGCCCGAGACGACCACCUCGUGGAGAAAGCGAUUGGAGACGAGCUUAAGGAGCUUCUCCAGUCGGUCGUGCAUAAGGAGUACGUGACAGGCGGCCACAAUAUUCAAAAGACACACGCGGCGGAUCUGGCGCAAGCGCUGGUGUCGUGGGCCACCUCCACGCCGUAG